AGGGGAGCGCGCGCUCCCGAGGACUCUAAGCCUUGUGCGGGCACAACGCUGGCUCCGCGAAGAGCAAGUCAGUGUUGGCGGAAGAAGCGGAGGCGGCGGCCGAGGAAGAGGGAGCCGAGCGGAGCCAGUCGGGCGCCAUGGAGGAGCUGAGCAGCGUGGGAGAGCAGGUCUUCGCCGCCGAGUGCAUCCUCAGCAAGCGGCUUCGCAAGGGCAAGCUGGAGUAUUUGGUGAAGUGGAGAGGCUGGUCUUCCAAGCACAACAGCUGGGAACCUGAAGAGAAUAUUCUUGAUCCGAGACUCCUCUUGGCCUUCCAGAAGAAGGAACAUGAGAAAGAGGUACAAAAUCGGAAAAGAGGCAAACGACCCAGAGGCAGACCAAGAAAAAAUGUUGAACCUGAAGCACCCUCCAAGAGCAAAUCCAGCAGCUCUUCCUCCUCCACCUCCUCUUCGACUUCCUCUUCUGACGAGGAGGAUGAAAGUGACCUUGAGACAAAGAGAAGUCAGCGGAACAGAGAAAGUCACCCAGUGCCUCAAAAAAAAGCUCAGAUUUUAGUUGCCAAACCCGAAAACAAGGACUCCGCUAGGAAGAAACGUGGACGGAAGCCGCUGCCUCCAGAGCAGAAGGCAGCCAAGAGGACAGUCAACCUAACCAAGGUGCUUAAAACAAAUAGAAAGGAGUUAGGGGGAGGAGGAGGAGGAGGGGGGUCCAAAUUGGCAAACAAGAUGCCACCACAACACAAUGCUCAAAGUUCUGGCAUUGCUAUGCUUAAAUCUCACAUGAAGGAAGCCCAAGGUACCUUCGGUGGCUUUUGUUCUGGAGCAUCCUCCAAUGAAAACCUCUCCAACCUAGUGAAGAAUACUACCGUUGGAAGCCCAAAUUGCGGUAUCAGCUGGCAAAGCUCCAUUGUCCAUUAUAUGAGUAGGAUGUCACAGAACCAGAGCUCCGCAGAUGCCUCUGCAGUGGGACGACUGACUCUGAAGUCAGCUAUGUCCUGCAAGAACAGCCUAGGUUUGGAUUUAAAACUGAAAAACCAGAAAGGUUCCGGAAACCUAGAAUUGACUGUGCAAGGAUCCAAAGUGACCAAGAGACCGAGUGGCAGUUCCCUGGGGGAACAAAAGGCGGGGAACUUGCACAACGGCAACAAAGUUCCUUCUGGAUCUCCCAGCAGCCUGCCAGCUUGCAACCAAGAGCUCAACCUACAAGCUUUAAAUCUGCAAAGUGUGAAGAAUGGGCCAAACUCUUCCAGCAGUAGCCAUAUUUCUCACCAUGGCUGCGGGGCGGCUGGCAAAAGCAGUGGCAACAGUUUAGCAACAAAGACAAGUGCAUCCAAGGGCAGCGGGUCGGGGAGCAGCCAGAACAUCGCCAGCACAGGGGCAACAUCAGCAGAUGCAGACCCUUGCAAAGGUGAGAAAUCAGCACCAAGAGCAGCUCUUAGUGAGAGAGAUGUAGCUACCAAGAGUAAUACUACCUGUGCCCAGGAAGGAUGUCCCACAAAAGAUAAGACUUCAGGCAUGUCAGAAGGGAGCACCGGAGAAGAGGAGACUAGCUCUGAUUCUGACAGAGAUUCUGCUUCUUUUCCUGGAGCAGACCAGAAUACAUCUGUUUCCAUCCAGACAAACCAAGACUGGAAACCUACCCGGAGUCUUAUUGAACAUGUUUUUGUCACAGAUGUGACAGCUAAUUUGAUCACAGUAACUGUUAAGGAGUCACCGACAAGUGUGGGCUUUUUUAACCUAAGACAUUAUUGAGCUCCAAGGCAGAUAAGCAUUAUUCCUCAGUCUCAUUUGAAUCUCCCUUUACUGUCCCCUUGGAUAUUAGAAGGAGAAGCAAACCACAGUAGUUAGCAACCGGAGAAAUAAGGUUAGGGGCUCUUUUUCAAGAGUUUUGGCUUUACUCAUGUUACUCACCAAUGUGGAGGAGUGCAUUGAAAACUACAACUCCAUGCUUUGCUGUGCUUGAACACUUUAGCUAUAUGAUUUGAAAGACCAGAGGAUUUAUUCAAGAGAAUAAAUAUAUACUGGGGUGUGCGUGUG
Pseudonaja textilis is the source of this 2033-nucleotide messenger RNA. RefSeq names its product chromobox 2 (gene CBX2). NCBI's taxonomy places the organism in Eukaryota, Metazoa, Chordata, Lepidosauria, Squamata, Elapidae. Gene Ontology annotation, cellular component: PRC1 complex; heterochromatin. Gene Ontology annotation, biological process: negative regulation of transcription by RNA polymerase II. The record is from RefSeq and is a predicted model, not a curated record.